AUGACUGUCAGAUCACAACCUCUUGCUGGUGGUAUUGCAUUUAUUACUGGAGGAGCGCGUGGCCUUGGAAAUGCUGUGGCAGUUUCCUUUGCUAAAGACGGGGCAACUGGUAUAGCCCUUGUAGAUAUACAGGAUGAGCAGACGUUUCUUGAGGGGAGGACGGCUGUGGAGAAGUACAACUGCAAGUGUAUCACCAUCAGGGCAGAUGUCACGAAGGAAGAAGAAGUCGAAAGGGCUGUUCGAACCGCCGUGGCUGCAUUCGGCCGUAUUGAUUACGCUGCAAAUUUUGCCGGUAUAGCUGGUCCAUUUGGAAAGACUUGGGAGACGGAUUAUGAUGCUUGGAACCGGCCUCAACAGAUAAAUGCCGGGGGUACAUUCUUAUGUAUGAAACAUCAGCUGAAGCAAAUGAUGAAACAAGACCCAAUUAAAGGAGAAAACGGGCGAGUGUCUCAGAGGGGGUCAAUUGUCAACUGUGCCUCGAUCAACUCAAUGCUUUCCGUAGCCGGCGCAAGGUCAUAUACGGCAUCAAAACAUGCAGUUGUUGGUAUGACAAAAGCUGCCGCCUUAGAAGCUCGUGAGCAUGGCAUUCGGGUGAACGCCGUCUCUCCGGGCUUUAUUAUGACGCAACUACUGGGUAAUGACCUAGCAGCAGCGGUAGCAUCUGGGAAAAUUGAGUCUCCUUGGAAGCCCCAAGAGGAACGUCAGGGCCGUAAAGCCUCACCGGACGAAAUUGGCGAUGUUGUGGUCCUACUGUCCACACCAAGAAUGAGUCUGGUGAAUGGGCAUAACCUGGUCAUUGACGGUGGCUUUUCAAUCAACGGUGGUAACAAUUGA
Molecule: messenger RNA, 834 nt
Organism: Penicillium vulpinum
Lineage: Eukaryota; Fungi; Ascomycota; Eurotiomycetes; Eurotiales; Aspergillaceae
Product: SDR family NAD(P)-dependent oxidoreductase
Exons: 6
Coding region: 1-834 (277 amino acids)
Molecular function (GO): oxidoreductase activity
Source: RefSeq, a predicted model, not a curated record